Molecule: messenger RNA, 3181 nt
Organism: Ceratotherium simum simum (southern white rhinoceros)
Lineage: Eukaryota; Metazoa; Chordata; Mammalia; Perissodactyla; Rhinocerotidae
Gene: IRAK1
Product: interleukin 1 receptor associated kinase 1
Biological process (GO): protein phosphorylation; signal transduction
Cellular component (GO): plasma membrane
Molecular function (GO): protein binding; ATP binding; protein kinase activity
Source: RefSeq, a predicted model, not a curated record
CGGCCAGCACUUCUUGUACGAGGUGCCGCCCUGGGUCAUGUGCCGCUUCUACAAAGUGAUGGACGCCCUGGAGCCCGCCGACUGGUGCCAGUUCGCCGCCCUGAUCGUGCGCGACCAGACCGAGCUGCGGCUGUGUGAGCGCUCCGAGCAGCGCACGGCCAGCGUCCUGUGGCCCUGGAUCAACCGCAACGCCCGCGUGGCCGACCUCGUGCGCAUCCUCACGCACCUGCAGUUGCUCCGGGCUCGGGACAUCAUCACGGCCUGGCACCCUCCCGCCCCCCACCUGCCCCCCAGCACCACCGCCCUGAAGCCCAGCAGCAUCGCUGCACCCUCUGAGGCUGAGGCUCCCAGCCCCCGGAAGUUGCAGUCGUCAGCCUCCACCCUCCCCUCCCCAGCUUUUCCAGGCUCCCAGACCCAUUCUGGGUCUGAAUUUGGCCCUGUCCCAAGCCCUGCUGCCCUCCGGCCACCACCACCAUCUCCAGCCCCUUCCUCUACCAAGCCGAGCCCAGACAGCCAGGUGUUCCUCCUGCAGGGGGCCCACCCCUCUCCGUUCUGCUGGCCCCUCCAUGAGAUUUCCCAGGGCACUCACAACUUCUCAGAAGAGCUGAAGAUCGGGGAGGGUGGCUUUGGGUGUGUGUACCGGGCUGUGAUGAGGAACACCGUGUACGCUGUGAAGAGGCUGAAGGAGGAGGCAGACCUGGAGUGGACCACCGUGAAGCAGAGCUUCCUGACCGAAGUAGAGCAGCUGUCACGGUUUCGUCACCCAAACAUCGUUGACUUUGCUGGCUACUGUGCUCAGAGUGGCUUCUACUGCCUUGUCUAUGGCUUCCUGCCCAACGGCUCCCUGGAAGACCGCCUCCACUUCCAGACCCAGGCCUGCCCCCCUCUCUCCUGGCCUCAGCGACUGGACAUCCUUCUGGGCACGGCUCGGGCAAUUCAGUUUUUACAUCAGGACAGCCCCAGCCUCAUCCAUGGAGACGUCAAGAGUUCUAAUGUCCUUCUGGAUGAGAGACUGAUGCCCAAACUGGGAGACUUCGGCCUGGCCCGUCUCAGCCGUUUUGCAGUGGCCAACCCCGGCCAGAGCAGCACCGUGGCCCGGACGCGGACUGUGCGUGGCACCCUGGCCUACCUGCCCGAGGAGUAUGUCAAGACCGGGAGGCUGGCCGUGGACACCGAUACCUUCAGCUUUGGCGUGGUAGUGCUGGAGACCCUGGUUGGCCAGAGAGCUGUGAGGAUGCAUGGUGCCAGGACCAAGUAUCUGAAAGACCUGGUUGAAGAAGAGGCCGAGGAGGCUGGAGUGGCCGUGAAAAGCACCCAGACCACACUCCAAGGAGGUCUGGCCACAGACACCUGGGCUGCUCCAAUCGCCACCCAGAUCUACAAGAAGCACCUGGAUCCCAGGCCUGGGCCAUGCCCACCCAAGCUGGGUCUGGCCCUGGGCCAGCUGGCUUGCUGCUGCCUGCACCGCCGGGCCAAGAGGAGACCCCUCAUGACCCAGGUGUACGAGAGGCUGGAGAAGCUGCAGGUGGCAGUGACAGGGCUGUCCCUGGAGCCAGAGGCUGCCAGCCGCAGCCCCUCUUCCCCACAGGAGAACUCCUACGUGUCCACCAACAGCAGUGCCCCAAGCGGUGCCAGCCUGAGGCAGCCCCUGGCAGUGCCCUCAGGAGCCCUGGCCCAGGCUACAGAGUGGCUCCAGAAAGGCCCCAACCAGCCCGUGGAGAGUGACGAGAGUGUGUCUGGCCUGUCUGCUGCCCUGCAUUCCUGGCACCUGACCCCGAGUUGCCCACCAGGCCCAGCCCUGCCAGGCAGCCCUGGGCAAGGGGCUGCUGCGUGGGCCCCAGCACCCCUCGGACAGGCUGGCUAUACUCAAGGGGGCGCUGCCCGAGAGUCAAGCUGGGGGAGCGGCCUGGGUCCCCGGCCUACAGCUGUGGAAGGAUCACUCCUGGGCAGCUCGGUGUCAUCGCCGCCACCGCAGAUUGUCAUCAACCCAGCCCGACAGAAGAUGGUGCAGAAGCUGGCAUUGUACGAGGAUGGGGUCCUGGACAGCCUGCAGCUGCUUUCGUCAAGCUCCCUCCCAGGCUCGGGCCUAGAACACCAAAACAGGCAGAGGCCCGAAGAGAGUGAUGAAUUUCAGAGCUGAUCCGUUCACUUGAGCAGAUCCCCCAAACCCGGAAGUCAAAGUUCUCAUGGCUAGAAGUUCUCAUGGCGCGUGAACCCUCGGCAGCCAGCGGGCACUGGGGGUGGGGGCCCCAUCCUCGCAGGGAGAGCAGGUGGUGGCCCCUGCUGUUCUCGGGGUGUGGGCACAGACGGGGCUCACAGCCACCAGGGCUGGCUGCUAGAAUCCGUCAGUACGGCCGGACGUCUCAAAGGCCUGCCUUCAGUCCAGCAUUUGGGGGAGAGGAAAGCUGAUGUUAUGGAGGGCUGUGGGGGCGGGGAGAGCAUGUCUAAAGGCUGCUGGCUGCACAGGCCGGGGAGGAGAGGUGAGUGGGGCCGCUGGUACACUGGGACAGAGCAGGGAGCCUGCUCCCCUGAGAGCUGGGCAGGGCGUCUACAGCCCAGGCCUACAACAGCAGCCCUUAGCCCUUCGCUGAAGCCCUGGGGGAAAGUGGCCACUCUAGAACAGAGCAGAUGAGGCCUGGGGCCCUCCCAGCUGCUUGUAAUUUGGAAAAGUGAGGUGUGGCCGUCCUAUGGUUCAGUCCACCAGCUAGAAGUGAGAGUUCUGAGAUAUGCUAGAGAGCCCAGCAGCGCCCCUCAUCAAGCCAGGGGACCUGGGAUCUAGCCUAACGUGACCACCUGCUAGCCAGGCCACCACUAGGUGCUACAGCUGGGCAGCAAGCCAGGUCAGGCUCCAGAGGCCACAGGCUCAGGCACUGGUUGUAACCAAGGGGCUACUACCCAAGGUUCGGCUAGGCCCAAGCCCUGUGUUACCCAGACAGUGAGACGCCCCAAGAAGGCAGGAAGUUGGGUACAAGGUAGAGAGGGAAGAAAAAGAAAAAGGGACUCACAAUUUUAGAAGCAAGUCAGGUUUCGUGUAACUGAGUGUCUUCGAAGGUAGCCCAGGGCUAUAACACUGGCCUGCAAUGAUUUCGUGUCCACAGUCAUUACUCACACUACAUGCCCCAUGAAGCUAGGCAUUGGUGAAGUCCCAGUUGUCCUGGAGUAAUAAAAGCUUAUGUUUCGA